CGUGGGGAGCGGCGGCGGCUGCGCGAGAUGAGGAGCGGCGGCGGCCGCCGGCAGUGAAUGGGCGUCGCGGCGGAGCGGGACGAGCCGCAGGCGCAGCCGGGGCCGGGGCCGGAGCCGCGAUGGCUCAGGAGAAAAUGGAGCUGGACCUGGAGCUGCCGCCGGGGAGCGCCGCGGCCCCGAGCGACGGGGGCGGCCUGAGGAGAUCCAACAGCGCCCCCCUCAUCCACGGGCUCAGUGACAACUCGCAGGUUUUUCAGCCUUACGUGUUGCGAACUCGCAGGAACAGUACAACAGUUAUGAGCCGUCACAGUAUGUUGCUGUCAUCAUCUCCCAUUCGUAUUCCUAGUAGUCGACUUCAUCAGAUCAGAAGGGAAGAAGGAGUGGAUUUAAUGAACAGAGAAACAGCACACGAAAGGGAAGUGCAAACAGCAAUGCAGAUAAGCCAAUCAUGGGAGGAAAGCUUGAGCCUGAGUGACAAUGACUUGGACAAGUCUGAGAAAUCUUCCUCCCCAAAGAGAAUAGACUUCAUUCCAGUUUCGCCGGCACCUUCACCUACAAGAGGAAUAGGAAAGCAAUGUUUUUCACCGUCAUUGCAAAUGUUUGUGAGCAGUAAUGGAUUACCUCCAAGUCCUAUUCCCAGUCCAACAAGGCGAUUCUCCAACAGGAGGAGUCAAAGUCCAAUCAACUGUAUCAGGCCUAGUGUUCUUGGCCCUAUUAAAAGAAAAGGUGAAAUGGAAACUGAAAGUCAGCCAAAGAGACUUUUUCAAGGAACAACCAACAUGCUUUCUCCAGAUGUUACACAUCUGACAGAUCUCAGUUCAUGCCUGUCUUCAGACAUACUUGAUGGGAGUAGCAGCAGUGUUGGCUCUUCCUCUGAUUCGCUGACUAAAGGCAGCAUAACCACAGAGUCUCCAGUAACGUGUUCAAAUUCAUGCUCUUCAUUCAUUUUGAUGGAUGAUCUCUCACCUAAGUGACUUAAUCAGUUCUGAGUCAGUGUUUGGCUGUGCUGUUCCCUUACUGUACACUUGUACAGAGAAACGAACUCUGAUCCUUGAACCGUUAACAUGAGGAUUAUUACAUGGAAAAUUAGUGUAACUGUAAUCCUUGGCAACUUUCCAGUGAUUUUGAUUUAUCCAUUUAAUGGACAUUGUAGGCCAUAUUAAUGUCUGGUUUUGCGGAUUUAUUUUUUAAACAAGAUGUCUGCUCAGAUUAUACUAACUUCUUGCUUUCAAGAACUUGCAUACACUUUUUGAUUCCGAGAUAGGUAUCUACCUAUUAGUGUUGCAAUUUUUAGGAAAAUACUUCUAUCAUUAUCGUGGUCACUAUGUCUAGGGAAAUAAUUUGGUUCGAAAGGAUUUGAAAAUACUAAUUUAUUGUUUGGCACUUCAACCAUUAAGUAAAACUAUUCUUUUUUUUUUUUUUUUUAGUCACUAGCCUCAAAUUCUUUUUGCAGAAGGGAGAAAACAAAUUUUUCUUAGUGCUGCUAGUCACUUUUGUUACAGGAGACCACAAUGGGUCUGGAAAUCUCACUCUAUUACAUU
This is a messenger RNA of Cygnus olor (mute swan), 1541 nucleotides long. RefSeq names its product PABIR family member 2 (gene PABIR2). Gene Ontology annotation, molecular function: protein serine/threonine phosphatase inhibitor activity. The coding region runs from base 120 to 974 and encodes 284 amino acids. The transcript has 10 exons. NCBI's taxonomy places the organism in Eukaryota, Metazoa, Chordata, Aves, Anseriformes, Anatidae. The record is from RefSeq and is a predicted model, not a curated record.